AGGCUUAGUAGAUUAUCCAGUAGGGCAAGUCCGGAGGGGUUGAAAUCCUCAUUCUGGAGUACCUCCAGCACAGAUUGCACUGGCAACAUGUCAGGCUUUUCAUAUGCCGUCGUGAAGACAGGUCAACACCAUGAUGCAUCCUCAAGUCUUCAUUUCAGGCCUCAUACUGCUUCUUCCAGGUGCUCUGGGUUCUUACAUAGUAGUGGAAGGUGUGGUGGGUCACUCUGUCACACUACAAUGUACUUACUCAACAAAUGGGGGAGUCGCUACCACAUGCUGGGGACUUGGCGAAUGUAAGCUGUUUUAUUGUGCUAAAACGCUUAUCUGGACCAAUGGAUACUAUGUGACCUAUCAGAAGAGCAACCGAUACCAGCUAAAGGGGCUUAUUUCAGAAGGAAUUGUGUCCUUGACAAUAGAGAAUGCUGUUCAGAGUGACAGUGGUUCAUAUUGUUGUAUAGUGGCAAUUCCUGGAUCUUUCCGUUUUGUGACCUAUUCCUUGAAAGUUAAACCAGAAAUGUCCACAAGUCCUCCAACAAGACCCAAAACUACAGGAAGACCCACAACUACAGGAAGACACACAACUUCAGGAAGACCCACAACUGCAGCAAGACCAACAACUACAGGAAGAUCCACAACUACAGGAAGACCCACAACUACAGGAAGACCCACAACUACAGCAAGACCAACAACUACAGGAAGACCCACAACUACAGGAAGACCCACAACUACAGCAAGACCAACAACUACAGGAAGACCCACAACUACAGGAAGACCCACAACUACAGGAAGCCCCACAACUGUAGGAAGACCCACAACUGCAGGAAGACCCACAACUACAGCCAGACCCACAACUACAGGAAGACCCACAACUGCAGGAAGACCCACAACUGUAGGAAGACCUACAACUGCAGGAAGACCCACAACUACAGGAAGAUCCACAACUGCAGGAAGACCCGUGACGAUUUCAACAAGACCCACACAUGUACCCACAUCACCUCGCAUCUCCACCUCUCCUUCUCCAACACCAACACACAGGCAGACUCACACAGCAGAACCUACUACAUUUUAUCCACAUCAGACAACAGCUGAGGUGACAGAAACCCCAUCCUAUACUCUUGCAGAUUGGAAGAGCACUUUGACAUCCUCAAAGAAUAAUUACACUCUUGCUCUUUCUUCAACAUCUCUCUUUGCAAUGGUAGCAUUCAGUAUCUCUAAGAAUGGAGCUUUGCAAAACAAAGCAGAUGUGCGGUCCAGAGCUGAAGACAGUGUCUACAUAAUUGAAGACAGUCCUUAACCUACUGAAUGAGUCCCAGUGGCCCUCUACAGGCCUUCUGCCUGAGACUGGAAAGACAGCAACCAGAUUGGACAGUGCAAACACCCUUUACAGCUCCAGGGCUAUUUUCUGUGUCGAUUCAUCCAGCAGUGGUGGAGAGGGUGACCCUCAGCUGUUUGUACUCAAACUCACUGUUAACAUCAUCGUA
Molecule: messenger RNA, 1481 nt
Organism: Peromyscus eremicus (cactus mouse)
Lineage: Eukaryota; Metazoa; Chordata; Mammalia; Rodentia; Cricetidae
Product: hepatitis A virus cellular receptor 1 homolog
Exons: 7
Coding region: 131-1294 (387 amino acids)
Biological process (GO): phagocytosis, engulfment; positive regulation of mast cell activation
Cellular component (GO): cell surface
Molecular function (GO): virus receptor activity; phosphatidylserine binding
Source: RefSeq, a predicted model, not a curated record